AUGGCUGGCGAUGCGGUGGUUCAAUUAUUUGCGCUAUGUGCCGUCUCUUCGUUCUUUUACAUAUCUCAAACCUUUGAGCGUCAUUCUCUAACCGUUUGUUACGGAGUCAGUUGCAUCACCAAGUGGUUUCCUGGCGCAGAUGGACGUUUCACGACACAUCGUCGCCAAGGUUCCCUACUUGACGGUGUACCUGAUGCUGCCAAAAGCGAGAACACUCAUCUACCAGGAAGGCCACGAAGACUAUCACUUCCUGUCCUUAUUCUGUGUAUCGUUCUAAGGCUUGAGGUCUUUCACCGUGUAAACUAUCAGCAACAAUGCGCAACUCCAGGUCUUGAGUCAUUCCUCUGCGUCCUGUUCUUCGCAUAUGAAAUCUUCACAGCUCGAAAGAAAUGGGGAGUUCCGCCUCCUGAGGAUCCAGAUGAUCCAUGGCGUUCAUGCUUUGACGACUUGGUUGACUGGUUCAGUGGACCCAGAGUUAUGCUUACUCUGGCAGUAUCCAGCCUCAUGAUAUUCUCUACAGGCACCUACUACGCCAUCAGUCGGAUCACACGGUCUACUUAUUAUUGUUUCGAACUCGUCGAGAGCAAGCGAACAACUCUGGCUUUGCAGUGUACUGGACUUAUGCUCGAUCUCAUCAUCGUGGUCCUCCUCUGGCGUUUGCUGGCCUGGUCUCGAACCGCUAAGCUUCGUCUACGAACUCUGGGAACAGUUCUGACCCUUUCAUCAUUGUCAAUGGGCCUUGUGUGGAUCGGAAGCCGAAUUUCUCGAGGCUCUUCCGUGUUACAUGCUGGUUUUGGCUUCUUGUACGGCUUCGACAUCAUUGUCGACAGUGUUGCAUUCGCAGCUCUUAUGAUAUCAGCCUCUUUCUGGGUAUGCGAGACAGCGCCGCUCAUACCAGCCAGUACCAUCACAUUUCUUGUAGGAACUGCUAAGGCUUGUCAGAAUAUCUUCCAGUAUGGAGACUACAUCCACCCCAAGCGACUCCCUGAGAUUACGCCGCUCUACAUGAUUGCAUUUGGCAUGAUAUUUUUUACCUACACGCACGGCAUACGCUCCGUUGUAUUCAUCCAACGCUUUGUGCUUCUGGCUCUCCUUGUUGGUCUUGUCAUGGGCACUACUGUGUUCAUUGCCAAAACAGAACCUCAGACCUUUGUGCGCCACCCUAUCAAUGACUUCAUAUAUAGAGCGAACAUUAGGCAGUCUCGCUGGAUGCAGGAGGCAACCACAAGCAACAGUCUUCCCAUUGCGCACAAGAUAUACAAGGAGCGUCACGAUGGCCAAGACCCUCCUCCGGCGUUUGCAGACUGGUAUGAACUAGCCAAGAACACCGCGGUGAUUGACCGAUUCGAUCAAAUUGACCGAGAUUUGGCUCCGUUCAAAGCCAUCCCACCACAAAAGUUGCGGCAACGCACGUCACUGGUGUCCCAAAUUCCUGGUGUUCAUGUCAUUGGCAUCAAAGAUGGCAACGCAUCGAGACUGCCCGAAGUUACCGGACAUGAUGCAGAGUUAUUGGAUGGUUUGGUGGCCUCCAUAAGCAAAUUUUCGAAAUUCCUACCCGAUAUGCUCUUCCCAGUCAAUCUGGGUAUUACACCGCGAAUUCUACCAACAUGGGAAACUGCCAAUGGGCAGAACCGAGCUGAUCUGACCCCCAUCGUUAAUCUCAUUUCGAAGAGAUCCAUUGAGGGAGAUGGCGCCGAUAAAGGCAGUGAAGUGAAGCCGGCAGAAACCCCUGUCCCGAAGCCAUUACCUGCCUUGCCCAAAUCUCCUCAGACGGACCAAUCUUCCAUGAUAUCCCUAGCCAACUAUCGCCAGAUGCAGGUUGAAGCAUGCCCUCCUGGCUCACGGACACGAACCAACCCUCAUUGGAACAUUGGCGAGUUUUGUGCCGACUGCGUGCGAAGACAUUCAAAAGCGCAGAUAAUGGUUAAGUGGGAAAGGUCUAUGGAAUAUUGCGCUCAGCCUGAUCUCAAGUACCUUCAUGGAAUGUCCCUUUCCAGUCCUCACGCAGAGCCCAUUCGGGACCUGCUACCCCUGUUCGGACCAUCAAAGUCGGAGCCUUUUCAGGACAUCUUGAUUCCUCUCCCACAGCCAGAUGACGGUAAGACCGACAUUAGUUGGAACUUUGACCGUCGAUAUGAUUCCAUGUUCUGGCGAGGUCAAACUGGCAACGAAUACAUAUCAGACCAAGCUCUGCGCGGUAAUCACAAGUUUCGACUCCUUCAUAUGUUGGGUAACCGAAAUCCAAAAGACAAGAUCUCGAUGAUUCUCCCAUCAGCCAAUGAUCCGAACGCAUAUCAACAUGAAAAGGUCCCUAUCGCUGAAGCAAAUCUUGUCGUGCCUACAAGUGUUGGCAUGAAGGACUACACAGGCUGCCAAGGCCCCAACUGCGAGCUCCUCCGUCAAACAUAUCCCGUUGUCGACGAAUCUAAGGAUCAAGAACCUCUCGAAUACCGAUACAUCCUUCUCUUGGACCAGGACAACGGACCCUCGCCCGACCUCCUUCGCGUGCUCCGCUCAAAGAGUGUGCCUCUCAUCUCCACCCUCUUCCGGACGUGGUACAGCGAUCGCCUGAUUCCCUGGCUACAUUUUGUACCCAUCGACACACGUUAUCAGGGUUUACACACCACCUUGACGUACUUUACAGGCACGCACAAGAAAGCGAACAUCAACGGGCGCGAUACAGACAUGAAAGGGCAGACGAAGGAUGGAGCAUGGAUCGCUCAGCAGGGUUCUAAAUGGGCGAAAGAAGCGCUUGGCGAGAAGGAUAUGGAAGUAUAUCUCUUCAGGUUGAUGCUCGAAUGGGCAAGAUUGGUUGACGACAAACGUGACGAGAUUGGAACAACUCGAGAUGCUAAAGGCAAGUUUCAAAGCUCACCAUGGACAAAAGGUCAGAAGUGGUGA
Fusarium coffeatum is the source of this 2901-nucleotide messenger RNA. RefSeq lists its product as uncharacterized. The record is from RefSeq and is a predicted model, not a curated record. NCBI's taxonomy places the organism in Eukaryota, Fungi, Ascomycota, Sordariomycetes, Hypocreales, Nectriaceae. The coding region runs from base 1 to 2901 and encodes 966 amino acids. The transcript has 4 exons.